AUGCUUCUCUGGAACACUCCUUAUGUUGGCAGUAUCAACCUAUUCUUUUGGCAGCAUGUGACUUCACCACCAAACCCCCAGAUGCCCACUGGAAGCCUAUACCAACCUGUGGUUGAACUCUCACACUACACCCAUGAUCUUGCUUCAAAAGUGUUUAUCGAAUUUAAUAUGAAGUUUGGCAGGAGACAGAACCUGAUGUUAAGCACCUGCCACACUGCCUCUAUCUUUACUCCAGAAAACAAUGAACAAGUCCACCAGACAAAAUCAGAAGAUCUCUUGAAAAUGACAAUCAGUGUUCUACAAGCCUGGGAGGUGCCUCCAAAGCACAUGGUGGCUGCAGUGGCUGUACUUCCAGAUGCAUCUGAUGUUAUUCAGUCAAGAACAAAAGAGUUGGAGGAAAGAGUUCUAGGCCUUCUGGAGGGACUGAAGACAAUACUCAACAGGGUUCACCCUGGAGCUGUUGAAAAUGACUAUACUUUCUGGUCUGGAUGGUCAGAUUUGCAGUCAUCUGAUGGAGCCACUCGCUAUUUUGCUCUUAGUAACUUGUACCACUGCUUUCACAAGGAUUCACACAAGGUUGACAAUUAUCUCAAGGUCUUGAAGUGCUGA
Messenger RNA from Cricetulus griseus (Chinese hamster), 609 nucleotides. NCBI's taxonomy places the organism in Eukaryota, Metazoa, Chordata, Mammalia, Rodentia, Cricetidae. The record is from RefSeq and is a predicted model, not a curated record.